This is a messenger RNA of Zonotrichia leucophrys gambelii, 4809 nucleotides long. RefSeq names its product trafficking protein particle complex subunit 14 (gene TRAPPC14). Lineage: Eukaryota; Metazoa; Chordata; Aves; Passeriformes; Passerellidae. Gene Ontology annotation, cellular component: TRAPPII protein complex. Gene Ontology annotation, molecular function: alpha-tubulin binding. Gene Ontology annotation, biological process: cilium assembly. Bases 1973 to 3964 code for a protein of 663 amino acids. The record is from RefSeq and is a predicted model, not a curated record. The transcript is spliced from 12 exons.
CUCCCUGGUAACCCCGGACCAGGCCUGGGGACCCCCCCGGUAACCCCGGGACCCCUCCGGUAACCCCGGACCGGAGCCGGGAGAUCCCCCCUCAGAGCCGCUCGGUAACCCCGGGACCUCCCGGUAAUCCCGGACCGAAGCCGGGACCCUCUCCCGGUAUCCCCGGGACCUCCCCAGGACCCUUUCGGUAACGCCGAGACCCCCCCGGUAACCCCGGGACCCCUCCGGUAACCGAGGAUUCCCCCCCGUUUUCCUCCCGCUAUUCCCGGAAUUUUCCUGGGAUUUAACCCCAAAAUUCCCGGGAUUUUGCGCCCCCUCAGACCCCCCGUUAUCCUCCCGGUAUUCCCGGGAUUUAAAUCCUUUUAUCCCCCCAAAAUUCCCGAAUAUUCCCGGGAUUUCCAGCCCCGAAAUCCGCGGGAUUUUCCCUCGUUCUUCCCCCCGGGAUUGCGCCAAAAUUCCCGAAAUUUCCAGAAUUUUUCUGGGGUUUAAACCCUAAAUUCCCCCAAUAUUCCUCCAAAAUUGCCAAAAAAUUCCCGGAAUUUUUCUGGGAUUUAACUCCAAAAUUCCGCCAAUAUUUCUUCCAAAAAUUCCCGGAUUUUUGCUGGGGUUUAACCCCAAAAUUCCUUCAACAUUUCCCCAAAAUUCCCAGAAAUUUUCUUGGGAUUUAAACCCAAAUUUCCCCCAAUAUUCCCUGGAUUUAGCCGCCAAAAUUCCCAGAAUUUUCAUGGGAUUUAGUCCCAAAAUUCCUGCAAUAUUUCUUCAAAAUUUCCAACAUUUCUUCGGGAUUUAAUGGCCAAAAUUCCUGGGAUUUAAUCCCUCAAAAAUUCCAAAAAAUUCCCGAAAUUCUGCCGGGAUUUUAGCCCCAAAAUUCCCCCAAAUUCCCUCAGGAUUUAACCCCUUCAUCCCCACUUUUCUCCUUCGUAUUUUUCCCAUUUUUCCUUAAUUUUCCCCAUUUUUUCCCCCAAUAUUCCUGAAAUUCCUUCAUGAUUUAACCUCUCAAUUCCCAGAUAUUUUCCCCUCCUAUUUUCCCAUUUUCCCCUCUUAGUUUUCCCCAUUUUUCUUAAUUUUUUCCCCAAUUUUCCCCCAUUCUUUCCUUUCUAUUUUCUCUAAUAUUUUCCCUUUUUCCCUCCCAUUUUCCCAUUUUUUUCCCCUAAUAUUUUCCAUUUCCCCCCAUUCUUUCUCUCCUAUUUUUCCCAUUUUCCCUCCCAGUUUUCCCCAUUAUUUUCCCUCCUAUUUCCUCUAAUAUUUUCCACAUUUUCCCCAUCCUUUCCCCCAUUUCCCUCUUAUUUCCCCUAAUAUUUCCUCCAUUCUUUCCUAUUUUUUCCCCUCUUAUUUCCCAAUUUUCCCUCCUAUUUUCCCUCAUAUUUUCCCCAUUUCCCCUCCAUUUUUUCUCUCCUAUUUUUCCCAUUCUUUCCCCCAUUUUCCCUCCUAUUUUCCUUCGUAUUUUCCCUAAUAUUUUCCCCAAUUUUCCUCCUUUUUUCCCUAAUAUUUUCUCAAAUUCUUCCCAAUUUCCCUCCAUUUUUUCCCUAAUAUUCCCCCCUUUCCCCUGCUAUUUCCCACGUUUUUUCCCCAUUCUUUCCCAUUUCUCCUUCCUAUUUUCCCCAUUCUUUCCCCUAUUUUCCUUCUUAUUUUCCCUAAUAUAUUCCCCAUUUUUUCCUUGCUAUUUUCCCCAUUUCCCCUCAUUUUUUCCCUCCUGUUUUCCCCAUUCCUUCCCCCAUUUUCCCUCGUGUUUUCCCUAAUAUUUUCCCCAAUUUCCCUCCCUUUUUCCCAUAAUUUUUCCCCAAUUUUCCCCCAUUCUUUCCUUACUAUUUUCUCUAAUAUUUUCCCUUUUUCCCAUUUUUUCCCCCUAAUAUUUUCCAUUUCCCCCCAUUCUUUCUCUCCUAUUUUUCCCAUUUUCCCUCCCAGUUUUCCCCAUUAUUUUCCCUCCUAUUUCCCCUAAUAUUUUCCCCAUUUUUCCCUCCUAGUUUCCCCCAUGGAAUCCCAGUGCGAUUACUCCAUGUACUUCCCCGCCGUCCCUUUCCCUCCGCGGGAAUUUUUGGCGGGAGAUUCCUCCGGUUACCGCGCCCUUCCCCGCCGCAACCACCUGUACCUGGGCGAGACCGUGCGCUUCCUGCUGGUGCUGCGCAAAAACCCCGCGAACCCCGAGAGAAACCCCGAGAGAAAUCCCGAGAAAAAUCCCGACAGAAAUCCCGAGAAAAAUCCCGAUAAAAACCCCGAGGGAACUCCCGCCCACCCCGACAGAAGCCCCGCCCACCCUGGCAGUGCCCCCGCCCACUCCGGCAGUGCCCCCGCCCACUCCGGCGGUAGCCCCGCCCACUCCGGCAGUAGCCCCGCCCCCUCGGGCAGCGGCCCCGCCCCUUGUGGCGGGAGUUUGCCGGGCAAGUCGCCGUGGGCCCAGCUCGCCGCGUCGCUCUCGGCGCUCGCCACCGUCACCAGCGGCGACAGCCGCGCCCGCGACGAGGAGGAGGAGGCGAAUCCCGGCAGCAACCCCGGCGAUCAUUUCGGCCAUUUCGGCCAUGCCGAGGAUUCCCGCGAGCCGCCGCCGCUCUUCCGGGAGUGCCGCGCUCUCCUCACGCACUCGCGGGGCCCCGCGGGCGGCGCCGGCCCGGGGCUCCCCGUGGAUGACCCCAUCAUCUCCCAGGACGAGGUGAUUUUCCCCCUCACCGUGGCCCUGGACCGGCUCCCGCCCGGCACCGCCAAGGCCAAGAUCGUGGUGACCGUGUGGCAGCGGGACACGGAGCCCCCGGAGCUGCAGGAGGGGACAGGGCCAGGGCCAGAGGCAGGCCAGGUGACAAUGACAGGGACAGGGACAGGGCCAGGGGGGUACCUGAGGCUGCUCCAGGGCCGCGCCCCCGGCCAGGUGUUCCGGCAGCAGCACGGCGCCUUCAAGGCACAAGUGUCCACGCUGCUGACGGUGCUGCCACCGCCCCGUGUGCGCUGCCGCCAGGUGACCGUGUCCGGAAAGUACCUGACCGUGCUCAAAGUGCUCAAUGGCAGCUCCCAGGAGGAGCUGUCCCUGUGGGACGUGCAGGUGCUGCCCAAUUUCAACGCCAGUUACCUGCCCGUGAUGCCCGACGGCUCCGUGCUGCUCGUGGACGACGUCUGCCACCACUCCGGUGAGGUGCCCGUGGGCGCGUUCUGCCGUGUCCCCGGGUGCCACUCGCGGUGGCCGUGUCCCCUGAGCGCCCUGGAGGAGCAGAACUUCCUGUUCCAGCUGCAGGCGCCCGAGCGGCCGCCCCGCGACGCCAAGGAGGGCCUGGAGGUGCCGCUGGUGGCCGUGGUGCGCUGGUCGACGCCGAAGCUGCCGUUCACCAACAGCAUCGUCACCCACUACCGGCUGCCGAGCAUCCGCCUGGAGCGGCCGCGCUUUGUCAUGACGGCCACGUGCGAGUCGCCCGUGGUGGCCCUGCAGCGCUUCACGGUCACCUACACCCUGCUCAACGACCUGCAGGACUUCCUGGCCGUGCGGCUCGUGUGGACCCCCGAGGCCACCGCCGGUAAGUCCCGCGGCUCCCUGGACUCCGUGGUUUGCCACACGCCCCUGACCAACCUGGGCUACUCCCGCAAGGGCAGCGCCAGAACCUUCCGGGUGGCCUUCCAGGCGCUGCGGGCCGGGCUCUUCGAGCUGUCGCAGCACAUGAAGCUGAAGCUGCAGUUCACGGCCAGUGUCAGCAGUGCCCCGCCCGAGGCGCGGCCGCUGUCGCGCAAGAGCAGCCCCAGCUCCCCGGCCGUGCGCGAGCUCGUGGCCGGCCUGGGCCGCUCGCAGUCCUUCUCCCACCAGCAGCCGGCGCGGAGCCACCUCAUGAGGUCCGGCAGUGUGAUGGAGCGCAGGGCCAUCACGCCCCCCGUGGGCUCCCCCGUGGGCCGCCCCCUGUACCUGCCCGCGGGGGACAAAGCCGUGCUGGCCCUGGACAAGAUCGCCAAGAGGGAGUGCAAGGUGCUCGUGGUGCCACCCGUCAAGUGACAGCGGGGACAAUGAGGGGACAGGGAGGGGACAGCGUGGGGACAUCAACAGGACAGUGACAAGACAAUAGGGGACAGUGGGGGACAGAGUGGGGACCCCACCGGGACAGUGGGGCCAGCGCUGGAACCUUGGGGACAUCUUGGGGACACUGCUGGGAUGGCACUGGGGUGGCACAGACAGCGCUGGGACUCUGGGGACAGCUUGGGGACAUCGUGGGGGACAGUUUGGGGACACCAGUGGGACAAUGGGGACAAUGCAGGGACCUUGGGGACAUUGUGGGGACAUUGCCAGAGUGGCAGCAAUGGCUCUGGGACAGUGGGGACAGGGGGACAAUGGGGACAAGGCCACCCCCCGUGUCCCCAGAGCCUCAGGGCCACUUCCAGGACCUUGGGGACAUUGGGGACAGGGACCAAGGGGACAGUGCCACCCCCAGUGCCACCUUCAGGACCUUGGGGACAAUGGGGACAGGGCCACCCCUGGUGUCCCCACUGUGCCAGGAACAGGGACCAAGGGGACAGAGCCACCCCCAGCUUGGGGACAUUGGGGACAAUGGGGACAGGGCCACCCCCAGAGCCUUGGGGACACUUUGGGGACAAUGGGGGGGGUCACUGCCACUGCCACGUGCCAUGGAGGGGACCUUGGGGACACCUUGGGGACACAGCCUGGAGCCGUGCCCGCGUUUGGGAUUUUGGGGACAUUUGGGGACAUCGGGGAAGUGUCCCCGAGCCAAAGUGGGGGAGGGGACGGGAGGGGCCUGCAGUGCCACCCCUGGGUUGGGGACGCUGGGGACAAGGGUGGCACCUCUGUCCCUGUUAUUUAUUGCCAAUAAAGAGACCUGGAUGUCA